AAUAAGAAUACAGAAAAUAUCGGUUCAGUUUUGCUUGGCGCAAAAAUUGUUCCGAAAAGGUAAGGUUAUUUAGAUUGUUUAGCUAAAUCUUAUCUAAGAGCAUCGUUACAAAACUCAUAAUAAUAUUUAGAUUAUAAACUUGGCAAACACCCAGAAAGAGUGUAGAGUUUUCAUAUAUUUAAGAAACUAAGUAGCUUUUUGUAUCAGAAAAUUUGGAUCUGAAGCUAGAGCGAUAUAAAAGGAGCAUUGAUAGAGAUGAAAUAUGGCGACCCAUUAAAUUGUAUAAGGUCGCCAUUUUACUUUUGACAUAAGUCUACAAGAUUUCGCUAAAUCGUUCUAGGACAGAAAUUUUCGAAAAUUAUAUAUUCUCCUAUUAUUACCCGACUUUCAUCAGUGUAAUAUAAGAUAGUAUACUAAGUUCAACGAACAUUUCUGAAAGGUUUCAUAAGAAUCCUUUUUUUGCUUUAUAUUUACUGAUUUUAAUUCCUUUUCUAGAUGGCUCCUGCCAGAGAUCUAGAGGAUAUUUAUCAGAAAAAAACCCAACUGGAACAUGUUCUUCUCAGACCAGAUACAUAUAUUGGAUCCAUACACAAGCACACUGAGAUGAUGUGGGUAUAUAAUGAUGAGAAAGAGCAGAUGAUCCAGCGAGAAUUGACUUAUGUGCCCGGCUUAUAUAAAAUUUUUGAUGAAAUCAUGGUUAAUGCCGCUGAUAACAAACAAAGAGACAGAGAGGGGAUGACAAGAAUUUCAAUCGAAAUCAACUCGUUGGAUAAUAAAAUUCGAAUAGAAAAUAAUGGAGAAGGUAUUCCAAUUGAAAUGCAUAAGAAAGAGAAUAUGUACAUUCCAACUAUGAUUUUUGGUCACCUCCUCACGUCGUCUAAUUUCAAUGAUGAUGAGAAAAAAGUUACGGGUGGUCGAAAUGGUUUCGGUGCAAAGUUGUGUAAUAUCUUUAGUAAAAAAUUUAUCGUCGAAACUACCUCAAGUAAAUUGAAAAGAUCUUUCAAACAAGUUUGGGAAGAUAAUAUGAUGAAAACAAGCGGUCCUAUGGUAAAAGAUUCCAAUAAGUCAUCCGACUCGACUGCAAUAACUUUUUAUCCUGACUUAAAAAAAUUCGAUAUGACUGAACUGGACAAGGAUAUUUGUGACUUGUUCAAAAGACGAGCAUAUGACGUAGCUGCUUCAACCAGGGGUGUUAAAGUUAUGCUCAAUGGAAAGAAGUUGCAAGUUAACAAUUUUAAGGACUAUAUCCAACUGUUCAUUAAAGAUAAAGAAGACGAUUCUGGGAACAAAUUAAAAGUUGCCUAUGAAUUGGUAAACGAAAGAUGGGAAAUAGCAGCAACUAUAAGCGACAAAGGAAUGCAACAAGUAUCUUUUGUAAAUAGUAUUGCUACAACAAAAGGGGGAAAGCAUGUUGAUUAUAUUGCCGAUCAAAUAGCUAACCGUUUAGUUAAUGCUGUUAAGAAAAAAGAAAAAAAAGGAUCAUCUGUAGUGAUUAAACCGUUUCAAGUUAAAAAUCAUUUAUGGAUUUUCAUUAAUUGCUUAAUUGAAAAUCCUAGUUAUGAUAGUCAGACCAAAGAAUCAAUGAACUUACAAGCUAAAAAGUUUGGUUCAAAAUGUGAACCCUCGGAGAAAUUUUUUGGUCAGGUUGAAAAGUGUGGCAUUAUCGAUGCUAUUCAAUCUUGGAUAAGAUUUAAAGAUCAAGAAAAGCUAACAAAGAAGUGCUCCGCCGGAAAACACAAUAAGUUAAAAGGUAUCCCAAAACUUGACGACGCAAAUGACGCGGGUACACGUAAUUCAAGUGAUUGUACUUUAAUUCUAACUGAGGGAGAUUCAGCCAAGACUCUUGCUGUUGCUGGUUUAGGAAUUAUCGGCAGAGACAAAUAUGGUGUUUUUCCCCUAAGAGGUAAACUUCUCAAUGUAAGAGAAGCAACCACGAAACAGAUAAUGGAAAAUGCUGAAAUUAAUAAUCUGAUAAAGAUAUUAGGACUAAACUACGGAAAUAAAUAUGAUGAUCCUGAGUCUAUUAAAAAGUUAAGAUAUGGAAAAAUUAUGAUAAUGACUGAUCAGGAUCAAGAUGGCUCUCAUAUAAAAGGCUUAAUUAUAAAUUUUAUUCACAAUAAGUGGCCAAACUUGUUAAAAUAUAAUUUUAUUGAAGAGUUUAUUACUCCGAUCGUUAAAGUUUCAAAAAAAGACAAAGUCCACAGUUUUUACAGCAUACCAGAAUUUGAAGAAUGGAAAAAGGCAACUCCAAAUUGGCAUGUUUGGAAAGUAAAGUACUACAAAGGUUUGGGUACGUCCACUUCAAAAGAAGCUAAGGAGUACUUCAUGGAUAUGCAACGGCACCGAAUUAAAUUUAGGUUUGGAGGAAGUACGGAUGAGGAUUCUAUACUUCUAGCUUUUAGCAAAAAGAAAAUUGAAGAAAGAAAGACCUGGCUUACUGAAUACAUGAAUGAUAGAAAAGAGAGACACUUAACGGAUAGACCUGAGGUUUAUUUAUAUGGGAAAGAUACGAAAACUGUUACUUAUUCUGAUUUUGUUAACAAGGAGUUAAUUCUGUUUUCAAAUGCCGAUAAUGAACGUUCAAUACCGUCUGUUUGUGAUGGUUUAAAGCCAGGUCAACGUAAAGUACUAUUUGCCUGCUUUAAAAGAAAGCAAACAAAGGAAGUUAAAGUUGCCCAACUUUCUGGUGCCGUGGCCGAAUUGUCUGCCUAUCAUCAUGGUGAAGGAUCUCUUAUGGCAACGAUCAUAAAUUUAGCUCAGAAUUUCGUUGGCUCAAACAAUAUCAAUAUUUUGGUUCCUGUUGGACAAUUUGGUACACGAUUGAAUGGAGGGAAAGAUGCUGCUUCUCCUCGUUAUAUUUUUACUCAGCUAAGUCCCCUUGCAAGAAAGCUGUUUCACGAAGAUGACGAUCCCUUACUUUUACACUUGUAUGAUGAUAAUCAGCGAAUUGAACCUAAUCAUUAUGUUCCUAUUUUACCUAUGGUAUUGGUCAAUGGUGCUGAAGGCAUAGGGACUGGAUGGAGUACAAAAGUUCCUAACUACAAUCCGAGAGAUAUUGUUGAAAACUUAAAGUUAAUGAUGGAUGGAUUGGAACCACGCCAUAUGGAGCCCUGGUAUAAAAACUUCAGAGGCGAAAUUAUCGCUGUAGACGAAACUAAAUAUGCUUCCAACGGUGAAGUGUCUCUGCUGAAUGAACAUGAAAUUGAAAUUACUGAAUUACCAGUUAAAACGUGGACUCAACCGUAUAAAGAAACCGUUUUACAUCCUAUGUUGCAGGGUACUGAAAAAACUCCCUCUGUUAUACAAGACUUCAGAGAAUAUCAUACUGAUACAACCGUAAAAUUUGUAGUCAAAAUGUCAGAAGCAAAAAUGUCCGAUGCGCGACAAAUGGGGCUUCAUAAAUAUUUUAAGAUCCAAACAACUAUGUCAUUAGCAUCCAUGGUUUUAUUUGACACAAAUGGAUGUAUAAGGAGAUAUAAUAAUCCAAUAGAAAUUUUAAAAGAAUUUUAUGGUUAUCGUCUCAAACUCUAUGGGGAUAGAAAGUCAUAUAUGGAGAAUAUGCUGGAGGCUGAGAUGAGAAAAUUAACUAAUAUGGCUCGAUUUAUUGUAGAGAAAAUCGAGGGCAAAAUCAAAAUUGAAGAUAGGAAAAAGAAAGAUAUUAUUGCCCAAUUGGUUCAACGUGACUUUGAGCCUGAUCCGGUGAAAUCUUGGAAGGAGAAAGUAGAAAAGGAACGGAGAGAGAGAGAAAAAGCUGAUUCUAUUGAAGAUCAGGAUAAAGAAGAGGAAACGGAAGAUGCAGGCGAUUACGAUUUCCAAUAUUUACUUGGAAUGCCUAUCUACAACCUAUCUCGCGAAAAGAAAGAGGAGUUCCUGAAGAAAAAGAAAGAUAAGGAAGUCGAAUUAAAUACUUUGAAGAAAAAAUCCCCUAAAGAUUUAUGGCGAGAAGACUUAAAUGAUUUUAUUGAAGAAUUAGAGAAAGUAGAAGAAAAGGAGAGAGCAGAUGCUGGAACUGCAAUCGUGACAACUACAGGAAAGACUGGAAAGGGGAGAGGAAAGACAGCCAAGGUGCAUCUUCAAGAUACCAAGCCAUCACAAUUUGGAGAGAGAGUACCACCUGUUCUUGAUCCUGCUCUUAGAACGAAGGUUUUAGCUGAGGCAAAUCGUAAACGAAAAGCUGCAGCAAAAAAAGAGGAUGGAAAGCAGCGUAAAAUAGAUGAUUUUCUGGGAAACGUUGACUCUGAUGACUCUAUGCCUCCCUUGGAACAAGUUGUUUCUCCGAGAACUUCUGCCGAGCAAUCAAAACCAAAAGCCGAACCAAAGAAGAAAAGGAAAACUCCUGCUGAACCAAGUACCUUCCUGGAUGAGCCAAAGAAGAAGGGAAAACCGAAGAAGGAAAAAUCUCCCAAGAAACCAAAGAAAAAAGCUUGGGAAAUGUCUGAUUCUGAGUCUGAAAUUGUCUUGCUUUCCGAUAAUGAAGAAAAAGAAGACUUAGACUCCUCGGAUAUACAACCAAGAGCGAAGUCAACAAGAGCCAGAGUUACAAAAUAUACCAUUGACUCUGAUAGUGAAGACGAAACGGAAGGAGAAAUUUUUGACAUUGACAUUGAAUCUGACGACUUUUAA
Molecule: messenger RNA, 4623 nt
Organism: Dimorphilus gyrociliatus
Lineage: Eukaryota; Metazoa; Annelida; Polychaeta; Dinophilidae
Source: the annotation of a GenBank genome assembly